AUGUCUCAAAGUCUGGCCAAGCUUCAAUACUCACAUCUACCUAUCAACAAUACAUCUAAAUCAAGAAAAAUAAGCCCAAGCCAUAAAUACGAAUUUACAAAAAACUAUGUAAUUUCAACCAAAGCAGCAAACCAUCGUCUUAAGACCAUGGAAAGGAACACAAAAGGAAAAGAUAAUGCUAAUAGAAGUGUAGAGAUAAAGCCAAAGCAAAGAAAUUUAUCAUUUGACCCAAUAAAAAUUAAUCACGAUGAAAGAUUCAGCAAAUUAGACGCCCUAAACACAAAGAGUCUUUUGGCAAGAUCAGGACUUUUGUCAUUGCAGCAAAGACUGCUUCAGAUUGAGCUCUCCAAAGCUAUGAAAAAUUUGGAUAACUCAUUUGCUGAGGAAUUAAGCUCUUUUACUCAAGGGAAUACAUUUGAGAAGCCACUUGAUAAUUUAUAUGAAAAGUAUUUAAGCUAUGGGAACAGCAUUGGGAUUAGAUUAAGUUAG
Messenger RNA from Blepharisma stoltei, 489 nucleotides. The record is from the annotation of a GenBank genome assembly. Lineage: Eukaryota; Ciliophora; Heterotrichea; Heterotrichida; Blepharismidae.